CUAUAAUUGUUAUCUAAAACAAGAAAAAGAAUCCUCAAUCAUUGUGAUAUUCCUCUUCGUAAGCUUCCCUGAACACUUAUUUUUGUCUGAAUUUUUCGUGGUUUGUUUUUUCCCUAUCUCCAUCUUCAGCCCGAUUGAAGCUUCCGGGAUUUUCUUCUUCGAAACAGACAACUGGUGGUUCUAAUAAUUACCCAAAAUCGAGAUGGCUGAUUACUUUAGUGUCCUAGUAGAUCGAAAUGGAGUGAGGUCGAGUAGUGAAGAUCUGCUUACCGCGAUUAUGCCAUUAAUGAAGCUUCUCUCCCUCACAGCAAUAGGUUUAUUACUUUCCCACCCAAAAAUCCAAAUGAUCCCAAGAGAAACCCUAAGGCUCCUAAGCAAACUUGUUUUUGCCCUGUUCUUGCCCUGUCUAAUCUUCACCUAUCUGGGUGAGAGCAUUACGCUUGAGAAUAUUGCUAAAUGGUGGUUUAUCCCUGUAAAUGUUUUGAUUAGUACUGGAAUUGGAUGUCUUCUAGGGUUCUUGGUAGUGAUUCUAUGUCGUCCUCCUCCUCCGUUAGUUCGAUUCACCAUCAUCUCGACCGCGUUUGGUAACACCGGGAAUCUUCCCCUUGCCAUUGUUAGUUCUGUCUGCCAUACUGCUGAUAACCCUUUUGGGAAACAUUGUCACUCAAGAGGGGUUUCUUAUGUUUCCUUUUGCCAGUGGGUUUCUGUUAUUCUAGCUUAUACUCUUGUGUAUCAUAUGAUGGAGCCUCCAUUGGAAUUUUAUGAGAUUGUUGAGGAAGGCACUGAGAUUGAAGAAUUGGUUGAAACUAAUGAUAAUGAUGUAAGUAAGCCACUUCUUAUGGAAGCCGAAUGGCCCGGGAUUGAAGAAAAAGAAACCGAGCAUUGUAAAGCACCCUUCAUUGCUAGGAUCUUCAAUAGCAUUUCAAAUGUUUCUCAAUCUUCAUUUCCUGAUCUUGAUCACUCUAGAGAUAGUAGUAGUACUCCUACAUACCCCGAAUCCAUUAGGUGUUUGGCUGAACCAAGAGUUGUGAGGAAAAUAAGAAUUGUAGCUGAACAAACUCCUAUACAGCAUAUUCUGCAGCCCCCAACCAUUGCUUCUUUGUUAGCCAUCAUUGUUGGGUUAGUACCUCAAAUCAAAGCAUUCUUCUUUGGCGCUGACGCUCCGCUAUUAUUCAUCUCCAAUAGUUUAGAAAUUUUUGCUGGUGCAAUGGUGCCUUUCGUAAUGCUAAUCUUGGGUGGCAUGCUUGCCGAAGGGCCUAAUGAAUCAUCUACACUCGGCCUACGUACUACAAUCGGCAUAUGCAUUGCAAGACUUUUGGUCCUUCCUGUAUUAGGAAUCGGGAUUGUCGUAGCUGCCGAUAAACUGAACUUUCUAGUUCAUGGUGAUCCAAUGUACAAAUUUGUGCUUCUAUUGCAGUACACAACACCAACUGCCAUUUUGUUAGGAGCACUUGCCAGCUUGAGGGGAUAUGCAGUUAGAGAGGCCUCAGCUCUACUGUUUUGGGAACAUGUUUUUGCCCUCCUCUCCCUCUCUCUUUAUAUCUUUGUUUACUUUAAGGCUGUGAUAUAAGGAUAGUUCUGCUACGAACUGUACGAGUUAUAUCAAAGGCUGUUUCAUUCUAAGGAAAUAAUUCUCUUCCUUCUCUGUUGUAUGAUGCUCAAUUACUGGUUGCUUGUAUAGCUUGGGUUACAAACUUGUGGUAUGUGAAUUUGUUUAAUCUAAGCUACAAAAUGUAGUAUGAAUUGAAUUUUUAUA
Molecule: messenger RNA, 1756 nt
Organism: Benincasa hispida (wax gourd)
Lineage: Eukaryota; Viridiplantae; Streptophyta; Magnoliopsida; Cucurbitales; Cucurbitaceae
Product: Auxin efflux carrier family protein
Biological process (GO): endoplasmic reticulum to cytosol auxin transport
Cellular component (GO): membrane
Source: RefSeq, a predicted model, not a curated record